Mytilinidion resinicola is the source of this 1182-nucleotide messenger RNA. Its product is annotated as S-2-hydroxy-acid oxidase. The transcript has 3 exons. Gene Ontology annotation, molecular function: oxidoreductase activity; FMN binding. Bases 1 to 1167 code for a protein of 388 amino acids. Lineage: Eukaryota; Fungi; Ascomycota; Dothideomycetes; Mytilinidiales; Mytilinidiaceae. The record is from RefSeq and is a predicted model, not a curated record.
AUGCAUUCACUCAUCACUCUUGCGACAUUGAUUGUUGCCGCUUCCGCCGCACGCCCGUUCCUCAACGAGCCUAAUACAGGCUUGGAGGAAUAUCUUGGCGCCGGCUUCCCAGUUGGAAAGCUCCCUAACCUCACUGAUAUUCGCGGCAUCCCCGAUUUUGACUUCGCCGCGCGGAACUACCUCAAUGCUUCUAGUUACAGCUUCUACCGCACAGGCGCUGCGGGCGAGUGGUCGUACAGGAACAACCUCGAGGCAUUUAGCAGGGUUCGAUGGAGGCCGCAGGUGCUGAAUGACGUGCAUUCUCUUGCGAGUACUCUACCUGCACCCUUCUUCAUUGCUCCAGCCGCACGUGCUGGGCUCGCAAAUGAUGCCGCUGAGAGCAAUCUCGUCAAGGCUGCCUAUGCAGGCGACAUCCUCUACAUUCCCGCCAUCUACGCCACCCUAAGCAUCGAGCAAAUCGCCGCCGUCAAACCCGUAAACGGUUCCCAAAUCCUCUUCCAGCAACUCUACGCCGCCGCCAACCUCACCGCUGUCCAAAACAGCCUCGACCGCGCUAAAGCAGCUGGCAGCAAAGCUAUCGUCUUCACCAUCGAUGCCCCCGCCACAUCGACCCGCCACCGCGCCGCCCGCUACGGCCUUGGUAACGCGAACUCUGAUACAGCUACCCUGACCUGGGCUCUCUAUGCCCAGCUCCACAAUAUGACUUCACUCCCCAUCAUCCUCAAGGGUACCACCACUGUCGACGACGUCCACAAAGCCAACUCCGUCGGCGCGCCGGCCAUCUAUGUGAGCAACUACGGCGGAGGGCAGCUCGACGGCUCGCCCUCGCCUCUCGAAAUCUGUCUCGAGAUCUACGAGAGCGAUCCGACGUUGUUUCAGAAGACUGAGAUCUACGCAGACAGCGGAGUACGGUAUGGCACGGAUGUACUGAAGCUGCUGUCGCUGGGUGUGAGGGCUGUGGGGCUGGGGCGCCAGUUCUUAUACGCGAAUGCGUAUGGGGUUGCGGGGGUGACGCAUUUGAUUGAGUUGCUGAAAACGGAGAUUGCGGCUGAUACAGCUAAUGCGGGGAUUCAGGAUGUGCGUAAGAUUCAGAAGGAGAGGGUGAAUUGGAACCCGCUUACGACGAAUGGGUUUAGGGGGGAGAAAGAAGGGGUUGGUGCUGGAUGAAGUAGUUUGUGUAUA